AAGAUAAAGUAUUCGUUUGUAGAAAAAUCAAUUGAAUGUCAGUGAAAAAUUUUUAUUAUAUUUUUUUUACAACACAAAAAAUUAUUUUUCUCACUAAGCGUAUAUUUUAAAUUAAUUUCUACUUAAGCCAAAUUGAAAGCGAAACUUAGUUUAAAACAUACGAAAUUCAAAUACGAACCAAACAAAUUUUUGCCAAAUGGAUGUUUCGCCCAGCAGAAAUAGUGUCGGCAGUGGAAGCAAACGUAACGUACCAAGCUCUUUGUCGCCCGUCCGCAAGGAGCUUUCGAGAUCCAUAUCCAAAUUAAAUGGUGAACAAAUUGUCAAGCAAAAGGUCGAGUCGAAACCAACACCAGCACCACAACCAGACAGUACAAUCGAAAAUAUGGCUGUCGGCAGUGUUGCAGCCAACAGCAAGGCGGAGAACAAGCCCAACUUCGCCAGAGCGAAAACUUUGGCGGCUACGCAAAACUCGGCGCAAACGAAAAUACCAAUGAAACGCGCGGGCGCCAAUGUAACUACAAAGUCGGCGACUACGCCACGUCUCACGCAUCGCCAGCAUAUGCGUUCUGCCUCGAAAAUCAGCUUGACCAUCAAAGAGGUGGCAGCCAACAAGAAACUCGAGCAGAAUAUGUCAAAACUGAGCUUCAAAGCCAAUACUUCAACGAAUCUGAAGGCGCCGCAUGCGAAAGCGCAGACCGCACGCGGUGCAGGUGGCUCAAAACGCAGCGCCAGCACAAUUUCCUGCCGCAGCGAUAAUCGUAGGACCGAAGAUACGCUAUCGCAACUCACCAAAGUUAGUUCUUCUGCGGGUGAUCACGAGACCUGCGGCGGUGGAGGUGGUCCAGUACUCAGCGCACGCGAACGUGUUGUCGAGAAUAAUAAGAUGAAGGUGUUCGAGGGUCUACAGCGCAAACUGCAGGAUAUGCAAACGGACUUCAUGCAGAAGUUCGAAACACUGAAACGCAGCUCGCCUGAUAAACUGAAGGCGGACUAUAAAUUUAUAACUAUGGUUAGAAAUGAUGAAUAUAAAUUGGUGUUGAAGGAUGAUCAUUUGGUUAAGAUGCCCAAGAAAUUGCCCACGGAUUCUGUAAACGACUUCAAAGAGCGAGUGCGAAAUGCAGUGGAAAGUUCGAUAAUGAGUGUGAUAGGUAAUAUAAAGGAGAUACAAAGUGAUCCGGACCGUAUUUUAAAUCUGGAGGAUCCUCACAACUUGUUAGAUAAGCAGCAGAACAAAAAAAUACAAGAUCUUUUCGAGUGCGUGAAUGCGUUAGCCAAUGCCAAAGAUACGGAGAUGGAUGCGCAAAUUGUUAGGAUGCAGAAAGAAAUACAGGAUGGUAAAAAGGCUUUACAGAUGGCCGAGAAAAAAUUAACCGAAAUAAAAGCCAUACACACGAGUGAAUUAGAAGCUUUGGAGAAGGAUUUGAAGGAGAAAACCGAUGCCGACGCAAUGAAGCGAGAAACCCAAAUCUCAGAAAUGAACCGAAAAUUACGUAAUUUGGAAAAGCAGCAUGAUAAAUUGAAAACCACAUUGCAACAGAACACCGAAGAGUGCAGCCAUGGACAAACCGAGAAGGCAAAACUACUUGAUGAACUCAAAAGUUGUAAAGAUAACAUUCAAACACUCAAUAAGAAAUUGACACACGCUGAGAACCAAUUGAAUCACGAUAAGAAGGAUAAACAUGAGAAGAGCGAAACCAUACAAAAACUUGAAGUUGAACUUGAAAAGUGCAAAAAGGAAUUAGAAGAGGCACUCCAAGCGAAACCAACACCUGAGCAACACAAUCAUGAGAAAGAGCUGAAAAAGGAAGUGCAUAAAUUAAAGGGAAAAGUCGAAAAUUUGGAAAAAGAGAAGCAAGAAUUUAUUGUACAGGUUGAACAACUGCAAGAGGAAAUUAAUGUAAUGGAUAAACUACGCCACAAGAUCCAUGAUCUGGAGGAAGAGAAUCGGGAUUUAUUGGCACGCGAGAAGGCGGCUUUGGAAAAUGUAGAGUUACCGAAAGAGUUUCAAGCAGAGCUCGUCCGACUGCGUCAGUCAGAGUCUGAGAAAGCGCGUGAAAUUGAAAAACUUAAAAUCCAAUUAUCCAAAGCACACUAUAAUAUCGAACAAUUGGAAGAGCAAAUCAGACGCGAUCAACAGCUAUUGGAGGUGCGUAGCGAAUUGAUCAAUUCACUGCAAACGAACGAUCAUACACAACGCAUACAAUUGGAUCAGAUAUUUGCCGAGGUUGGCGUCAAGAAUAAUACCAUCAAUGAGGUAUGGUUAAAUAAUGAUUUGCGCACAAAAUCGGAGGAGUUCCAAAAUCUCUUCAACACUUUGAGCAACAAACAGAUGGAGUUGUCGCGCCAGGAGCAUAUGAUCAAACUGCUGGAGGAGAGUAAUGAGCGUAGUCAGAUGUUGCGUGUUAAACAGGAAGAGAAGAUUGGGCGCAUGGAGGAGGAAAUUGCGCGUUUGAAGCAAACAAUCGCUCUCUAUCAACACAAUGUACUCGGGAAUGCCGGCUGUAAGAAUCUGAUCUAUCAACCGAUCGUUGGCGCCGAUGACUACAAUGAGAAUCUCUACUAUUAUACGAGUGAGAGGCGACGUAAACGGCAGGUAGAUAUCAAUGUAAAGAAAUAUGAAGUCUAAUUUGAACAAAAACAAAAAGAAUAUUACAAAAACAUAUUUCACCAAAAAUAUUAAGGAUCUGCAAAUGAAAUAGAACAUGCUGGGAGAGAAUAACGCACGCAAGGAAUGUUAUUCAAGUAUUAUGAAUGGAGGUGUGAUGUGAUGUCGUGUGUUGUUUGAUUUAUGCUUCAAUAUCUGUAUAACUGUAAAAAACAACUGUCAAUAUAUAUGAGAGUGUGAAUUAUUGUAUAUAUGUAACAAAUGUUGAAGCGCUAUUGAAAGUCAGGACGAACUUUUGUGCUCCAAAACAAUUAAAUACUUUUGUUGUACUAUAUAUGUAUAUACAAUAUAUGUAGCUAUAUAUACAAGAGCUAUUAAUAACUGAAGGCAGAGCCGGAAGUUUACCUGUAAUACAAAAUUAAUUUAAAAAAUAAAUAAAAAUCUUUAAAAUGCAACUCUGA
Messenger RNA from Zeugodacus cucurbitae (melon fly), 3066 nucleotides. It is a transcript of the gene salto, whose product is annotated as ELKS/Rab6-interacting/CAST family member 1. NCBI's taxonomy places the organism in Eukaryota, Metazoa, Arthropoda, Insecta, Diptera, Tephritidae. The record is from RefSeq and is a predicted model, not a curated record. The transcript has 15 exons. Bases 197 to 2626 code for a protein of 809 amino acids.